Molecule: messenger RNA, 297 nt
Organism: Thelazia callipaeda (thelaziosis nematode)
Lineage: Eukaryota; Metazoa; Nematoda; Chromadorea; Rhabditida; Thelaziidae
Source: the annotation of a GenBank genome assembly
AUGAGUGCUAGGCAAAGAUCUCAAUCUGCUACACGUCUAGAAAUUCGUAAUCGUUUCGCUCCGCGUUUUUCAAGUUCAGUGCGUAUUGAUACAACAAAAUUAUAUCCUAAGGAUCAUAUUGUUGGAGUCAAACAUAUUCUUACAUAUGAUUCAUUAUAUGAUCUGUAUAUAUCUAAUCGGUGGAUUAAUGAAAAAGAUGUAAAUUUAUGUAUUAAUACAUUCAUCUUUUUUGUCACUGAAAAUGAGGGAUAUCAACAUUUAAAAGUAUUACAAUUGAUGAAAUGGUUGAAUAGGUGA